CCCGUCCUCAACCAGUCCGGCCCCACUGAGUUCGUGUUCCGUGUGUUCACCACCGUCCCCGAAUUCCGGGCCCUUCUCUUCCUUCUCUUCCUCCUCCUCUACCUGAUGAUCCUUUGCGGCAACACAGCCAUCAUCUGGGUGGUGCGCGCACACAGCUCCCUCCGCACCCCCAUGUACUUCUUCCUGUCCAACCUCUCCUUCCUGGAAAUCUGCUACACCACCGUCGUCGUGCCCUUGAUGCUCUCCAACAUUUUUGGGGCCCAGAAACCCAUUCCGUUGGCUGGAUGUGGGGCCCAGAUGUUCUUCUUCCUCACACUUGGUAGCACGGACUGCUUUCUCCUGGCAAUCAUGGCAUAUGAUCGCUACGUGGCCAUCUGCCACCCACUGCACUACACCCUCAUCAUGACCCAGAAGCUGUGCGUGCAGGUGGUGGCCGGCGCCCUGGGCCUGGCCCUCUUCCUCUCGCUGCAGCUCACCGCCUCAAUCUUCACCCUGCCCUUCUGCGGGCGCCGCCGGGAAAUCAACCACUUCCUCUGCGAUGUGCCUCCGGUCCUGCGCCUGGCCUGUGCUGACAUCCGCGUGCACCAGGCCGUCCUCUGCGUCGUCGGCAUCCUCGUGCUGACCGUCCCCUUCCUGCUCAUCUGUGUCUCCUACGUGUUCAUCGCCUCCGCCAUCCUGCGCAUUCGCUCUGCCGAAGGCCGCCGCCGGGCCUUCUCCACCUGCUCCUCCCACCUCACCGUGGUCCUGCUGCAGUACGGCUGCUGCAGUCUGGUCUACCUGCGUCCCCGCUCCAGCACCUCGGAGGAUGAGGACCGCCAAAUCGCGCUGGUCUACACUUUUGUCACUCCCUUACUCAACCCUUUGAUUUACACCCUUAGGAACAAGGACGUCAAAGGUGCUCUGAGGAAUGCCAUCAUCCGUAAAGCGGCCUCUGACAUCAGUUGAAGGUUUAGGGGAACUGGGGU
Messenger RNA from Propithecus coquereli (Coquerel's sifaka), 965 nucleotides. RefSeq names its product olfactory receptor 10Q1. Gene Ontology annotation, biological process: G protein-coupled receptor signaling pathway. The record is from RefSeq and is a predicted model, not a curated record. NCBI's taxonomy places the organism in Eukaryota, Metazoa, Chordata, Mammalia, Primates, Indriidae. Gene Ontology annotation, cellular component: membrane. Gene Ontology annotation, molecular function: G protein-coupled receptor activity; olfactory receptor activity. The transcript has a single exon. Bases 106 to 945 code for a protein of 279 amino acids.